Ceratina calcarata is the source of this 1675-nucleotide messenger RNA. Its product is annotated as T-box transcription factor TBX20. Gene Ontology annotation, cellular component: chromatin; nucleus. The annotation marks the transcript as partial. The record is from RefSeq and is a predicted model, not a curated record. NCBI's taxonomy places the organism in Eukaryota, Metazoa, Arthropoda, Insecta, Hymenoptera, Apidae. Gene Ontology annotation, molecular function: DNA-binding transcription factor activity, RNA polymerase II-specific; RNA polymerase II cis-regulatory region sequence-specific DNA binding. Gene Ontology annotation, biological process: positive regulation of DNA-templated transcription; regulation of transcription by RNA polymerase II; cell fate specification. The transcript is spliced from 5 exons.
GCGCGAGGACGUCACCGGUGAACAUAGUCGCGACGGCUACGGUGGUUACGGACGAGGCGCUGUUGGCCGACGAUUGCGAGGUGGACAACUGCGAGGGUGAGAGCGAGGGUACCGAGAAAUCGACGCAAGAGGAGGACGAGGAGGUGGACGUGGACGUCGAGGAGUGCAGCAGCGUUGACGACGGGCCAGUGAACAGCGCGCCGGACGACCUCACCACGUCCUCGUCGAGAAAGUGUCCGGAUCCGUAUAACGAGCACGAGCGGAAGCACCGGUUCAGGACCAGUUGCAACUCCGACGAGCUGCGGGACGUCGAGUGCCACCUCGAGACGAAGGAACUCUGGGACAAAUUCAACGACCUCGGGACGGAGAUGAUCAUUACAAAGACCGGCAGGCGGAUGUUUCCGACUUGCCGCGUGUCGUUCAGCGGAUUGAAAUCAGACGGACGAUACGCGGUUCUGAUGGACAUUGUCCCUGUGGACAACAAGCGUUACCGGUACGCUUACCACCGUAGCUGUUGGCUGGUGGCUGGGAAGGCUGAUCCCCCGGCGCCGGCGCGGCUCUACGUCCACCCGGACUCGCCGUUCACCGGUGAUCAGCUACGAAAGCAGGUGGUCUCCUUCGAGAAGGUCAAACUGACGAACAACGACAUGGACAAACACGGUCAGAUCGUUCUCAACUCGAUGCACAGAUAUCAACCAAGGAUACAUUUAGUCCGUUGUCGUCAGUUGGAGGACAAUAAUCUUCACAUAACCGAUCUUCAGAAGGAGGAGCAUAAAACGUUUAUAUUCCCGGAGGCGAUCUUCACCGCGGUGACGGCUUAUCAGAAUCAGUUGAUAACUAAGCUGAAGAUCGACAGUAACCCGUUCGCGAAAGGAUUCCGGGACUCGUCGAGGCUGACGGAUUUCGAUCGAGAUCCGAUGGAAUUGAUGGAACAGCAAUUGGUAAGAUGCGGAGUAGCACCGGUCCGGUUGUACGAACAUCUCGCGAUGUCAUCUCCGGCGGCUGCUGCCGCUGCAGCGGCCGCGGCUGCGGCGGCACUGGGUGCUCAACAACAGCAGCAACAACACCACCAGCAAUCGCAGCAACAGCAACAGGCACAGUCGCAGCACGAGAGUUCGCACGCGUUGCCUCCGUGGAUAGCUCCCCCGACGCUUCUCUAUGGAACCGUUGGCCAGCCGCAUCCGGGAACGAGACCAGCUACCGGAUCCACGUCGCCGUAUCCGGCUGCAGCAGCCACGGCGACGUUUCCUUACCCCGCGGCGUUGCCCUGGCCCUGGCAGCCGCCACCCGUCGCCAUGAUCUCGCGAAGAUCUUCGCCACCGACUGCUUCUCUUAGGUACACCCCAUAUCCACCACCGGCGAGCACGCCACCGCCCUUAAGAGCCCGGCCGGCCACCCCUAAUUAGCGACCCAUCUUGCCUAACGCGUGAUAGAACAGGUUUGUUUAAACUAAAACGGAAUUUUUAUGAUUCCUUGAUAAGACAUGUGGUACGCUAGGAUCGUUUCUGAAAAAACAGCAGUCACCCACUUGUAGCAUGUCUGUGUCUUGUAUCAUUGUUGCGUGUCGUCAUGAACGGAAAAGCAUCGAUUUACAUCCCCGUUUAUGAAUCUUCAGGGGCUGAGAUUGUCAUGUAAUUAUUAAAGAUUUCGGUAAUAAAUUUUUAAUGUUCUUCUC